This is a messenger RNA of Naumovozyma castellii, 612 nucleotides long. It is a transcript of the gene EMP24, whose product is annotated as Emp24p. The coding region runs from base 1 to 612 and encodes 203 amino acids. The record is from RefSeq and is a predicted model, not a curated record. Lineage: Eukaryota; Fungi; Ascomycota; Saccharomycetes; Saccharomycetales; Saccharomycetaceae. The transcript has a single exon.
AUGAGAUUACCAUCUACUAUUUUAAUCAUUUCCUGUUGGUUGGCAACUUUCACGUUAGGUCAUAAUGUUCUACUACCAGCAUAUGGUCGUCGCUGUUUUUUCGAAAACUUAAACAAAGGUGAUGAAUUUUCUGUUUCUUUCCAAUUCGGUGAUAGAGAUCCACAAUCUAGUACUCAAUUGAAUGGGGAUUUUGUCAUUUUUGCUCCUGGAAGAAGUGCAGCAUUGAAGAGUAUCGUCGACCAAUCUCAUGGUGAAGUUACUAUUUCUGCUCCAAGUGGUGGGAAAUUUGAAUACUGUUUCAUUAAUGAAAAUUCAGGUGUUCAAACCAAGGAUGUUACAUUCAAUAUUCAUGGGACUGUUUAUGUCGAUUUAGAUGAUCCAAAUAAUGAAACUUUGGAUGGAUCGGUAAGAAAAUUAUCUAAGUUAAUCAAGGAAGUCCAAGAUGAACAAAGUUAUAUCGUCAUUAGAGAAAGAACUCAUAGAAAUACUGCUGAAUCCACAAACGAUCGUGUGAAAUGGUGGUCUCUUUUCCAAGUAGCUGUUGUCGUUGCUAAUUCUUUGUUCCAAAUUUAUUAUUUGAAAAGAUUCUUCGAAGUUACUUCAUAUGUUUAG